AUGGCGGACAAGGCGAAGCGUCAUGACCGAGACUCUGGAGGUUCUAACUGUGAUUCUUCAGAAGAUAGCCGUAAUAAUGAUCAGAAGCAGGCCAGGAAGAAGAAAAAAAAAUAUAAAACCAGAUACUCCAAGGAGUGGGAGAAGACGUAUCCAUUCCUCAAGGUUUUUCCUACGUCCGUUUCCGAAAAGGAGUACAAGUUCCACUGCAGUUGUUGCAAUUCAAAUCUCUCGUGUGUGCAAGGAGGCAUGAAUGAUGUUGCCAAACACGCAAGUAAAGAUUGAUUUCUAAAGAUUUGAAUUUGCUCGAAGCCUUCAAUUUGUUUAACUUAUGUCCAAAAUAGUGACAUUUGAUUUGUUUCAUCAUGGCUUUUAGGUACCCCAAAGCAUAAAGUGAAUGAGAAAGCAGCAACGAAUAGUUCAUUACGCAGGUUUUUGCGUAAACUGGCUGAGGAGGAUCCGACAACUGUUCAUCCAUCAAUACAAGCGGAGGUUAAAAUGACCAUGAUGAUCGUUCAUCACAAUACAUUUUUCAAUUUAUCAGACCAUCUGACACAAAUUGUUAAAUCUGAAUUCCAAGGUAGUGCUGCAGCUCAAAAUUUUGCUUGUGGACGUACUAAGACUUCUGCCAUUAUUAACUGCCUUGGAGACGAAUUUAAGGCGGAAUUGGUAGAUGAUAUGAAGAAGUUUCCAUUCAGUUUUAUGAUUGAUGGAAGUAAUGACACUGGAAUAGCAAAAAUGCAUGCCGUCACAGUCCGCAUUUAUGAUGUGAACUUCAACAGAGUAAUGACAAAGUUGUUGGACAUGAACCUCAUUGAAGGAAGUACAAGUGGAACAGCUGCGACUAUCUUUCAACAUGUUAAUGCUCUUUUCCAGAAAUAUGAAAUUUCUGGGAAUUCCGUAGCAGGACUGGGAGUUGACAACACCAAUGUUAACAUUGGUGCACGUGACUCCAUUAAAAGUCGGGUGCUGGCAAAACAGCCCAACGUUGUUGUUGCAGGCUGUCCAUGUCAUAUGUUGCACAAUACGGCGGCAAAAGGUGCCACUGCAUUUGCAGAUGCUACUGGUUUUGACUUGGAAGAUCAUUGUGUUGACUUAUUUUAUUGGUUUGAUAAAUCAACUAAGAGGAAAGGAAUUUUGAAGCAGUAUUGUAUGUUUUGUGAUACUAAGUAUGGGGCGGUGGUAAAGUACGUUUCUGUUAGAUGGCUUUGUCUAGAGCGUUGCUUGGAUCGAGAAUUAAAGAAAUACCAUGCCCUGAAGUCAUACUUUCUGUCACAACAUGAAAGUGAUAAUCGAUUUAAACGCCUGAAUGAAUUGUUCCAGCGCCCCAUGAGCGAAAUAUAUCUCAUGUUUUUUCAAUCAGCAAUUGCGUUGCUAACCAAUUUCAACAGGUUUUUGCAAAGGGAAGAUCCUCUCAUAUACUUGAUGCAUACACAGAUGGAAACUUUCCUAAAAAAGUUGGCUGUUAAAUUCAUAAGACCAGAGAAAGUCAUGGAGCACAAAGAAAAGUUUGGAACUUUCAAGGGUUUGAACAUUAGUUUGGAGAAUCAGAGAGCAGAU
Porites lobata is the source of this 1557-nucleotide messenger RNA. The record is from the annotation of a GenBank genome assembly. NCBI's taxonomy places the organism in Eukaryota, Metazoa, Cnidaria, Anthozoa, Scleractinia, Poritidae.